Messenger RNA from Dermacentor andersoni, 3089 nucleotides. RefSeq names its product origin recognition complex subunit 5 (gene Orc5). NCBI's taxonomy places the organism in Eukaryota, Metazoa, Arthropoda, Arachnida, Ixodida, Ixodidae. Gene Ontology annotation, molecular function: DNA replication origin binding. Gene Ontology annotation, cellular component: nuclear origin of replication recognition complex; nucleus. Gene Ontology annotation, biological process: DNA replication; DNA replication initiation. The record is from RefSeq and is a predicted model, not a curated record.
AGGAGCAGAAACAAACCUUAUUCGUAAACACAGACAUAGAAAAAUAGUGAAAUCUCCUUCCUAGCAGCAAUUUCUUGCAGCUAAGUAGCUUCAGGUCACUUUUUAAGUUGACUUUCCCAUUGUAAGGUCAAUGGCUUUCUGGCAUGAUGGUUAGCAGUGUUCAACCAAAUUAAGAUAUUUGUCUUGUUAAGGCCAAAUGCCUGAGACUUACUUUCGCUGGGCAUUUUUACAGCGUAGGGCUCAAAAAUAGCACCAUGAUGGCUGUGGUUUGAACCACAUAUCAAAACAACACAAUGCUGACACAGCUUUGUCGCUUGACCCACAAUGGCAACAAUGACUUAAGCAAGCCUGUCGUUGGUAGCUGUGGACACACUAUAUUUCAAUCGACACUCUUAAAAAAUAUCUGGGGUUGUUUCUCGAUAAAAAAUGUCCAUGGCAUAGUCCCUAAGUGGAGUUUGUAACCUUUAAUGUUGAAAAGCCUCCCCCAACCCCAGUUUUCAAGAAGUUUAAGAGCUGUCGAAUUUGUUUUUCCGAAUUCAGGGGUUUUCAAGGAGGUGUACAAACACUGCGAAUUGAAAAUGCCAGCUCGUGCAGAUACGUACCGAGAUGUCGACACAGCAAUGUCGCCAGGACAAAGGCAUUAUUGUUUGUCAAGGGAAGAAUGCCAGGAGAGGUGUAUGCAGGGAGGUAAAACACGUGUUUUACACCUUUAAGGUUUCCAUACCCUAUGAGACAUAGUGACACAUCUAUUCUUGGCCAACAAUGGACACAUGCCCAAUGGCCCAAGAAUGGGACAGGCCAAAUACAAAAAAUUUCAGCAAUCUAAGGCGGCAUGAUGUUUGCAGAUACCUAUGAGCCCACAUUAUUGGAACAAUUUUUAUGUCACGAUUUAUUGUUUGAUUGUGCAUGGACAGAAGUGUACGUGCUAACACGUACAACUUUGUUGGUUAAAAUUUCGUACUAUAUAAGCCAGAGUAUCUGAUGGCACAUUAGUUGCCUGUGAAAGAUGUUGCCGAAAUAUAUAAAAAAAAAAUUAAAGAAGCAUAUGUGCUAGUUCUUUGUGAAGCCUGUAUUCUUCAGAGAUACCCAUGAACCGACUCACAGGUUUGAUGUUGUGACAUAAUGCUAGAUUACGCAGAGCAGGGGUGCGCCACUAUCCUAUGCCUUGUCGAGUCAAUACCCAGUGGUAACAGAUCAUUUUGAUUGAGCUAGCUUACAUCCGCCCGUUAUAUACCGCUUAUGUAUAUAUCCGGCCAGAUAACGACGGCUGCGAAACCGCGCUGAACAAGGAAGUUUCGCUUUUGAAGAAUACAACCAUGCAUAGUUCGAAUAUUGCCAAUCAAGUGCUGCCAGCAGGGGCACACAUCAGCACCACCACAAUUUAAUUCGCGAGCUGAAACAUGGAUCUUAAUACCAGCAGCGAAAUCAUCAUUGCCACGCACUGCGAAUUUUGCGACGUCUGCAACUUUCAGCUUACGGCGACAAAAAUACUUAGUUUCGCGUCUGAGUGGCGUAGCAUGGUUGCAAACAACUCCGCCUAUUUAGAAGCGUGCACUUUGGGCGAGUUGAUAUGUCAUGACUUUUUGUGAGUUGAGACGAUUCUAACACCGAUGGGUCAUGUAAGUGCAGCGGGGCCGAGGUCGACGCCCGCCAGAAACGAAACGGGAGAGCUGAUCAUGGAUGUUGGGAGCGUGCAGUCGGUGCUAGCUCAAAAUCCAUGUCGGGAAAAGCAAGUUGAGGCGAUUCUAACAGCGAUGGCUCAUCCCCUCGGCGGACCCUGUCAAUGCAUCUUUGUCUACGGCCAUGCGUCCACCGGCAAGACGCGCACCGUGCACAGUAUCAUGAAAACAUUGAACUUGCGGCAUGCCUUUGUAAGUGGCCUGGAGACUUACACUCCCCGGUUGCUGUUUGGUGCUGUACUGAGUCAGCUGUUUGGGAGUACUGAUGCCUGUGACAACUUGUGCGACUUUGUGAGACACCUUGCAGAAGAGCUGCCAGAAACACUCCCUGCUUACAUUGUUGUGGACCAGGCUGAAAGACUACGUGGCCAAGGUCUGCUGGGGGCACUGGCACGUCUGCGAGAGCUGUCAGGGCGGCCUUUGUGUUGUAUACUGCUCUCACGUGUUCCUUGGGAAAAGUUCCGGGAAGCAGGCAUCGGUUCGCCCUACCGCGUCCACUUCCCGCAGUACACUGCUUCGGAGCUCAGCCAGCUGUUGGGCGGUGAUACAUUGCUUCCCACUGUACUUGGGGGAACCACCCUUAGCCUGCGGGAGCUGCAACACGCUGCAGCUGGCAUUGGCACCACCCCCGAAGGUGACAGCUGUGCCUCCUGGCGGAAAGAGGUGGCAUCACGCCUCCGCCAGCGUCUCCAAUCUGUCUACCUUCGAGAGAAAAGUGGAAGCCAGCAGCCUGUUCGAAUCGAGUUGCCAUUCCAUGCACGGUUCUUACUGCUGGCAGCUUACCUGGCUUCGUACAACCCUCCGGGCACAGACCGCAAGUUCUUUGUCAAGGCACGAGGUACAGGAACCAAACGGCAGAAAAAGUCCAACCACCUGAGCCAGCAUCUGCUGGGUCCCAAGCAGUUUCCCCUCAACCGGCUAGUGGCCAUUUUCCACGCCAUUGUGGAUGAACACGUGGCCCCCUCUGCUGUAACACUUGCCCAGGUGGAAAGCCUGGUGUCACUUCGUCUGCUGCAACGAGUGAGUCGGGAAGAACAGCUGAGCACGCCUCGUUACAAGUGCCUCGUCGACCUGGACUUCAUUCGUGCUGUGGCAAGGACAGUUGCAUUCGACAUUUUGGGGCACCUGAACGACUUUGCCAGCUGAAUAUUCACCAGUCAACACAGCUGCUCAAGUUUGAGAAGAGGCCAACAUGCCACAAGCUGCUCAGUGCUUCGGUAGUGUUUUCACUUGCAAAGCAACAUUCCUGCUCACCUACACUUGUACAGCACAUAGUACCAUCAACUUCUUUCAAGAUUUUUCAUCCGGUGUUUAUUGUGAACUCUUCUUUCUUUUUCAAAAAUAAGCUUUUCUUUCGUCCUUUCUUCUCUGGAAGCUGUGUGUGUUGAAUUAUAUUUUGAAACUUGGGUA